AUGUGUUCAUUAAACCAAAACUCCGGAAUAAUGACUUUUAAAACCUUUGAUUGGUUAACCCAGUCGAAAACUACCGUAUUGAGUUUUGACCCACCAGUUCCUUGUCUUAUUGGGACACUUACAAGCCAAGCCACUCGAAGAGAGAAAGAUGUGGAAACCAGUUUAAAGAACACAGACAAGGAAUUCCCUUUAAAUUAUUGCUACUCCACCAAACACACCUCAAUCUUCAGCCGCCGCCGCCUCCGCCGCCGUGGUUCUUUGAUACCAUUCAGCCCUAGACUCACAAGGUCGUUCUUAAUCCAAUAG
Molecule: messenger RNA, 306 nt
Organism: Lactuca virosa
Lineage: Eukaryota; Viridiplantae; Streptophyta; Magnoliopsida; Asterales; Asteraceae
Source: the annotation of a GenBank genome assembly